Molecule: messenger RNA, 528 nt
Organism: Dioszegia hungarica
Lineage: Eukaryota; Fungi; Basidiomycota; Tremellomycetes; Tremellales; Bulleribasidiaceae
Exons: 2
Coding region: 1-528 (175 amino acids)
Source: RefSeq, a predicted model, not a curated record
AUGUCAGGAUCACCCGCGCAUAAACGCGCCCGGCCGGACUCCGAAGCCUUACCGGCCAACACGGCGACUGCAGCACUCCAAAAACACGUCGCAUCCCUUCCUCGCGCCGCAGCCGACGCCCUCAUCCUCCGUCUGAUCGCGACCUACCCUGCCGGCCAGGCCUUCCUCUUUCAGAGCGUUGCAGCAGCUGUUGUCGACAAAGCGGAGGCCGAGAAGCGGAACAAGGAGGCGGGACCUAUCGACCUGACCCACAUUGCUAGCUCGCCUCCAGCCGCAGGCACAUCUGCAUCCGCGCCGGUCCGAGCUGGCAAGGAAGCCGCGGCUGCAGAUCCGAUGGGGAGCGAGAACGAGCUGGACGAUGAGGACGAAGAUGAGGAUGAGGACAACUCAGAUGACGAGGAUGAGGAGUCGUCGGGCGAUGAGGAGGAGGAUACCAACGGCGAGAUGAUACCCAAGGAGUGGAUGUACGAGAUAGACGUGAAGAGGCCAUGGCUGAGGAAAGGAUGGCCCAAAGACGCUGGAUGGUAG